CCACGGCAACCGGCGCGGCCGCCAUGGCGGCGCCCAGCGUGUUCCUGCUGGCCGUGAGCGGCGAGAUCGAGAGCGGCGAGUUCCCAGGAUUUGAUGAUCUCUACUGCAAGUUCUCCUUUGUCUACGGCCAGGACUGGGUCCCCACGGCGGGUCUGGAGGAAGGAAUCUCCCAGAUCACCUCCAAGAGCAGCGUCUUGCCCACCACGCUGGUCUGGAACUUGCCCAUCGACAUCACCUUCAAGAGCACCAACCCUUUUGGCUGGCCACAGAUUGUGCUCAGUGUUUAUGGGCCUGACUUCUUUGGCCAUGAUGUGGUCAGAGGUUAUGGAGCUGUCCACGUGCCCUUCGUGCCGGGCAGGCACAAAAGAACCAUUGCUAUGUUCGUCCCAGAGUCCACCUCGAGGCUGCAGCAGCUCACAAGCUGGUUCACGGGGAGACGCCCGGAGUUCACCGACCCCAAGGUGGUGGCGCAGGGAGAGGGGAGGGAAGUGACCAGGGUGCGCUCCCAGGGCUUUGUGACCGUUUGCUUCAACGUGAUGACCAAGGAUCUGCACAAGCUGGGCUAUGACGUGGGCUCUGCCCAGGGGCCUGGCCCACAGGGGUUCCACAGCUUCUGAACUGCCCAGGACCUGCCCAAAGCUCCUUCUGGGGAAAGGAGGAGCUGCUUCAACUCAAUCAUCCCAAACAACACCAGCCCAGGAGGAUUUGGGAAAAUACCAAGCUCUCAGUAAGGGUGAAGUAUUGUGGGAAUUUAUAACAUUCAGUGUUUGUAGGGGUCAGGCUGUCUCAGAGCAUGGCCUGUAAGAAAAUAUUUUUAUAGCAGCCUUUUGCACACUUUUUUAUAGAAUUAAUGACACUAAUCAAUGACAUUAAAGUUUCGAGCUGUAGCAGUUUCCCUGCAGUUAAAACUUUCCCAGCCCAGUUUUUUUUUAGUGAUUUUUUUUUUGUAUUUGUCUUGCAAAUGAGGAAUUGAAAUUAUUGCACCUCCCAAAAAUAGUUCUGUGAAAUGCACCCCCCUUUUAACUCUUUUAGGCUGAAUAAACUCUGUUGUAUCAAUAGA
Molecule: messenger RNA, 1060 nt
Organism: Catharus ustulatus (Swainson's thrush)
Lineage: Eukaryota; Metazoa; Chordata; Aves; Passeriformes; Turdidae
Gene: B9D1
Product: B9 domain containing 1
Exons: 7
Coding region: 24-617 (197 amino acids)
Biological process (GO): cilium assembly
Cellular component (GO): MKS complex
Source: RefSeq, a predicted model, not a curated record